This is a messenger RNA of Linnemannia hyalina, 1053 nucleotides long. Lineage: Eukaryota; Fungi; Mortierellomycota; Mortierellomycetes; Mortierellales; Mortierellaceae. The record is from the annotation of a GenBank genome assembly.
AUGGCUUCGACACACUACCUCCUCGCCAACCCCUGUGCGGGUCAAAACAUCGGAUAUCUCCGUCUCGCUGUCGUCGGAGACAGCGCUGUUGGCAAGACUCUCUUUGCUCGCCAGUUUGUCGAAACCCUUCCCGAGGUACUCUCUCACGACUGGGAGCCAUUGAAGCCUCGUCGCACCAACGAGGACGACGAGGACGAGGACGAAGAUGAUUAUGUGCAGACACAGGAGUUGACGGAACGGUUCUCGAGUACCAUGAUGGAGAUUCCUUGGGACAAUAUGGAUGCUGACGAUGAAGCGCCAGCCCGCAACCUCGUCUUUCUCGAUACUCCUGGUUACGGGAGUGUGAUCGAUGCCCGCACCAACUUCGCCCUGUUCAUGAACCACGUCAGCCAGACCUUCGAGGAAAAGAACAGCAAGAUCUCGCCCUUUAUCGAGGUCACCAAUAACGAACUCAUGCGCUCUCUUGUCACAGGUGUAGGAGCCCACAAGUUCAUCGAUGUUUGCUUCUACCUAAUCGUCCACCGGCUCAAACCCCUCGACAUCGAAUACAUGCGCAUCAUCUCCGAAAAAGUCAACGUCGUCCCCGUCAUCUCCAAAAUCGACACCCAAUCCGAACAGGACGUCCAACAACUCAAAGUCCACGUCCUCAAAACCCUACGCGAACAAGGAGUCUCCAUCUAUACCUUCAGGAUCGACUAUGACAAAUUGAUCCAUAUGGCCGAGACGGGACAACAGGGCGGGCCACCAUUUGCGGUAUCGAAUGUGCCACCAAAGCCGAGUUCUGAUGACCCGCUGGAUCAGAUCCCAUUUACGCAUGCGAUGAAUGAGUUGCCGUUGUUGAGGAAGUUGGUGUUGGAAACCCAGAUUAAUAAUGUGAGGCAGUUUACAGUCAAGAAGUUUAUUAAUUGGCGAUCCAAGCAGAUUGCGCUCCAACAGCAACAGAUGCAGAUGCAGGGACAACAACAGCAGCAGCAGUUGCAUGCCCCCAUGCCAUACUUUCCGGUCCUGCAGUCGCUGCAGGAACUCGCCGCCAGCGCACCGACCAUCGCUUAG